CUUAUUUCUUUUACUUUAGGACUAUGAUUCUUCGAUUUUACGAAUUUCAUUUAUAAGUAUUUCUCUAAUAUCAGAGUUAAUAGCUAGUUGGGAUUUUAGCUAUUUCCUUCGGAGUUUGAUCCCUGUUGGCUUGAAUUUUACGCUCAGGAAUUUAUGUUUCUAGAGAAGCUUUGCAUCGAUCCAAGAAAAUACUCACUUUCUUUUAUUAGUUGUGGAUAUUUUGAAAAAAUAUUGUAAAUAUCAAUUAGUAAGUAUGCCAAAUUUUUCUUCGGGCCUAGUAGCUAGUUUGUAAAAACAAAGAAUUAAUUUUUUCGUUAGUCCUGGUUAUUUGUAACACUUUUUUAUUUGUUUCUAUGUUUUCACUUAGCAAAGGGAUUCAAGAACAAGAAGGCAGGGUAUUAGAGAGGUGGGGUCCACGUACAAGUGGCUUUAUGAUUUGUGUGAUGACAGUAGAAUGGAGCAAAACAAGCUUACUAACUAGAUUGGUUCUUGACUUGAAUGGCUAGCAAUAAUUUGUUUGAUUUUGAUGCUGCUGGCAUUAGACAAGGACUCAUGUGGUCUAUAGAGGUAUCAAAUGAAUUGGAAGGAUAAAGGGUGGAAAUGGUAGGGUUCUUAAUCUUGUGGAUGUAUGUACAGUGUUACAAAGAUUUUUUUUAUCAUCUUUAGUGCAAAAUUUUUAGUCCACAAUUAAUUAAUUAUAACUAAAUACUUGUUUAUUUAUUUUUAUUCUAUUAUAUUUUUUAAACUAAUGUGAAAUAGUUCAUUAUUAUGAAAAAAAAAAUAACCCUUAAAACUUUCUAUUAUAAGACAGAACAGUAAUGCUUUAACAAUGUGUUACUCAUAGAUGGUAGUUGAUUUUGCAGUAAUUGCUAAUUUGAUGUCAUCCUUAUGAUUAAUGCAUGUGAUAGAAUAUGCCUUAGUAGAGGUGAUGUCAAAUUCUUUAAUCUCUUUGAUGAUUGAAAUUUCAAUUACAAUUACAUUUCUAUGGCAAACAAUAUAUAUAUAUAUAUAUUCUACCUUGUAGAACAUAGGCCAGGACACACUCUACAUGUGUGGAAUUGUGCUGGCACAAUCGUAGUGUGACAAAUAUCUCUGCCAAGAGAUAAAUUCUGCUGAUAUUGUACUGUGAGACAGAUGGUGCAGCUGAUUUCCAGCUUCCGUCACAUGAGAGAUUUCUAAUUAAGGUAGGAUAAUGAACUUAAUGACAAUGAGUAUGAUUAACCUUAACGAAGGGCCAUUGUUGGGUAUAUGGGCUUAGUUGUUCAUGGGCCUUGUAGGUUUUUCGCAGGGAGCCCUUGUAUGUGUAUUUAUUUUUUUAUUGACAUUUGGUGUAACGAUAGGAGUGAAAUUGUUUAUAGAAAAUGUAACUGGGUUUAGUAUUUAUAACUUAUAUUCGAUGCAUUAGAGUUAUUGUGUAUGGGCUUAUUGAGUUCUUUGUUUAAUCAGAGCUCUGUCCGGAAUAAAAAACUGUAUGUAACAACCAUGAGAUGCACGGAAGGCUUAGUUUAGUGGCAAUUAUGUUUGUCUUGCUAGAAAGUGCACCGAAUUUAAAUAGUGUUGUUUAAGAACCCAUAUUAUUUAGGGUAAUUUACCAAAUUAAAAUGAUUGGAUGAAAGCUUUACCAAAUUACAACAUUUGGAAUUUGGUUACCAUUUUGCGUUGAAUCCAUUUAUAUAGAAACCGUGGGAGCCAACCACGAAUUCCAAAUGCACAUAAACCGUGGGAGGUAGGGAGGUUUUAUGAUCAAAUCUUGUUGUAUGUAAACCGUGGUAGGCAGCCACGGUUUACGUGAAGAGAAUCUGAAGCAUAAACCGUGGUAGGCAGCCACGGUUUAUGAGUAAAUGGUUUCAAACAUAAACCCUUAGAGGCAGCCACGGUUUAUGAGUGAGUAGUAUAAAUAGCAAAGCCGUGGCUGGUGAGGGCGGAUCAUUUGUGAGUUUUGUGAGUGAGGGGAAGGUUGGUGGGUGAGAGAGGAAAAAAAAAUUUUUUUGUUAAGUUGCUGGUUUGAGAAGUUGAACCGGUUUAUGGGAGAACCGAUGGAGGAAGAAGACCGGCUGUACCGGUUAAACCGCGUUGCGCAUGUGGCUGGAUUUAUCGACCAAGAGCCUGCUAGGGUUAUUAGUGGUGUGAGAAGACAACAGAAUAUGCCUUUACACGAGCGUAUCAUACCGUAUCUAGAGACGGCGGGCUUAUAUCACUUGGCUAGGCUGAACAGUCAGUGGUUCUGGGUUGAUGAGCCUCUACUUAGCGCAUUCAUUGAGAGGUGGCGUCCUGAGACCCACACAUUCCACAUGCCCUUUGGGGAGUGUACGGUCACCUUGGAGGACGUGGCCUAUCAGCUGGGUUUACCGAUUGAUGGUGAGCCUGUGAGUGGGUGCCUUAGUGAGUUUGAGAAUUUCAUGGAAGAUGGAAGACCGGCAUGGGUGUGGUUCCGUGAGCUGUUUGGGGAGUUACCUCCGCAGAAUAAAGUGAAGCAGAUGACAGUGUGCUACACAUGGUUCCAUGAGCGGUUUCGGGUUUUGCCAGCAGAUGCUACUGAGGACAUCGUGCGUAUAUACGCGAGGGCCUAUAUUAUGAUGCUGUUGUCAUCUCAGCUGUUUGCGGACAAGAACGCCAACCGUGUCCACCUUCGCUGGUUGCCAUAUGUGGCGUCGUUGGAUGACUUGGGUAGAUAUAGCUGGGGCUCGGCCGCGCUGGCGUGGUUGUACAGAUGUCUUUGUCGUGGAACAAACAAAAAUGUUGUCAACUUGGCUGGGCCACUUCAGCUUCUACAGUCUUGGAUCUUCUGGAGAUUUCCUUGUCUGAGGCCAAGUGAUUUCAACAGAUUCGGGUUUCCACUUGCAUCCAGAUGGGCUCAGUAUCUACCGAGGAACGAUGCAGUAGAUCAGCGAGUGGUGGUUGCACGCCUCUCUUUGGAUAGAUUGCGUGUGCAUGAUAUCGUGUGGGAGCCCUAUUCCACUCCGGAUGUCGCAGCUAUUGUUCAUCCAGAGAUACUACUAGACCAGCACCGCAGGCUAUGGACGGCAGUUACGAGUCUCAUUUAUUUUGCUGCGAUUGAGUGGCACCAGGUGGAUAGGGUUAUGCCUCAGUUCGGCGGGGUUCAGCAUCUCCCUCGUUUGGCUCUUAACAUAGACUGGCUUCAUGCGAAGGACGGCAGGGGUGGAGAUAGGUGGUUCCCCUCAUAUUAUCGGGAGUGGCAUGAGCAUUGGCAGGAUCGGAAUGCCUCAGUUUUACCCGUUGACCGAGUUGCUGAUCCUGGGCCAUCAGCUGAGUACCUGGACUGGUGGUGUCGUCUGGCGCACCGAUUUCUAUCCCCAGAUGUUGCAUUUCAGGAUCCCAGGCCUAUUGUGUUGACUGAGGAGGCUCACCAUAGAGGGUCAUCGCAGGCACCUCCUAUGGUGCAGGUAGUCGACAGACCGGACAACCGCCGCGUGGACAGGCGUAGGCGUAUCGGCACACGGACGACGGAUCGAGAGUGGCGAUGGCUGGCCGACCAGUUAGAUGAGGGUCAGGGUGUUGGUGGUCAGGGAGGUGAUGUUGAUCCUCGUGUUCCGAGACGUAGGGCCAGACGACAUGGUCAGCGGGAUGGUGGUGGACGUGCCCGUGGUAGAGGACCAUCUGGAGAGUAUCACAUUGGUCAGGAUGCUGUUGGUGAGGACAUUGGUGGUGUGGGCACAGGGAUGGAUCAGGGUACGUACGAGGCGGGGGGUUCUUCUCAGAUGUUUGAGGUGGGGGGUUCUUCUCAGAUGUUCGCCGACUAUACUACGGCGGCAGUCGGUAUGGACAUUGAUGAUCCUGUGAGUCAGUCAGAGUUCUUCAGAGAUAUAGCAGACAUCUUGGGAGAGGAUGAUGGCACUCAUUAUAGGCCACAGAUGGAUGAGGUACAUUCACAGUUUGCCGAGCACCAGCCACAUGUUCAGGAUGUACAGCCAGGUUUGCCGGUUGACCUGAACGAGCCUGCGCCUUCACCAUUGGACCCAUGGUUCGCGUUGGGAGGUACCCCAGCUUCGGCUUUCAGCGUAGUUCCGCCACAGGCACAGGUGCCACAGGUGGAUGAGAGACCACAGAGGGCUCGUCGUGCUCCUUUAUGUGGCACUGGAGGUCACCUUAUUGGUCAGUUGCAGGAUGACGACAGUGACACGAUCGAGGACUCUGAUUAGUUAUCUAUGUAUUUCCCUUUUGUCUAUGUCCUUUCUUUCGUUAUGUACUUCGAUUAAUGUUUAAACAUUUGUUAUGGUUUCUGGUGUUGUAUCUUAAAUUGAUGUAUCCUGGUAUUAAGUAUGAUUAAUGAUCUAGUCGUUUCUAUUUUA
Molecule: messenger RNA, 4310 nt
Organism: Arachis stenosperma
Lineage: Eukaryota; Viridiplantae; Streptophyta; Magnoliopsida; Fabales; Fabaceae
Product: serine/threonine-protein phosphatase 7 long form homolog
Exons: 4
Coding region: 2025-4160 (711 amino acids)
Biological process (GO): meristem maintenance; meristem development
Source: RefSeq, a predicted model, not a curated record